Molecule: messenger RNA, 896 nt
Organism: Ornithodoros turicata
Lineage: Eukaryota; Metazoa; Arthropoda; Arachnida; Ixodida; Argasidae
Product: UPF0462 protein C4orf33 homolog
Exons: 7
Coding region: 107-820 (237 amino acids)
Source: RefSeq, a predicted model, not a curated record
UUGGAACGGCGCAUUUGUCUUGUCACUAGGAUCGAGUCCUCGCACUCCACAUGCGUGUUUGACAUUCCUGCCGGGAUAUUUAUUUGCUGGCCCGUGAGAUCGCAAUAUGCAGGCAGUUCCGGAGGCAAAACGGAUGCAGUUAAUGCAGUUCCUCAUCGCCUGUGCACUGCUUGCAGUGGCAAGCACAACGUGCUCAACACGUGUAAGCUUUGAGAUCCAGACGACAUGGGACAGCCUGCCCGUGAACCACACUCCAGUGCGUCUAGUUAUAUAUCAAGAAAAAAAUGGCAGCAUUCCAGUGAACGUGUACGCUCCAUUUUUCAACGACAGUCCUGUUCCUACAGGGCCAGCUGGGCAGCCAUUCUUUAGACUGUGGGAUUACGAAGUUGUGGAGCUGUUCCUUCUUGGCAACAAUGAUCGCUAUCUGGAGAUUGAGCUCUCCCCGUAUGGCCAACAUUUGGUUUUGCUGCUCGAUGGUGAAAAUAAAGCAAUCAAACACUCCUUGCCUCUGAAAUACCGGGCCAUCAUCGACGGGGAUACCUGGCACGGAGAGGCCCUCGUUCCCGUCUCGUACUUACCACCGGUCCCGAGCCGUAUGAAUGCAUAUGCUAUACACGGCUCGGGCGAAGCACGGACCUAUGAAGCUUUAUUUCCAGUGCCUCAUCGUGCCUACGUGAAACCUGACUUUCACAGACUACAGUACUUCUCUCACGUGAUGAUGGAACCAUUAUUCAAGACGGACGUCUCAAACGUAACAGAAGUUUGGCAAAAGGCUUUAGAGGCGUACAAGCAGGGGCAGCAAGGGGACGCAACGGCGUAACUACGGUAAAUCUGAUUCUACGAGAUACGCUGUGAUUACAACGCUGCCGGGGGAAUAAUAAAGGUUUUGGUGGAAC